Messenger RNA from Bemisia tabaci, 1521 nucleotides. The record is from RefSeq and is a predicted model, not a curated record. NCBI's taxonomy places the organism in Eukaryota, Metazoa, Arthropoda, Insecta, Hemiptera, Aleyrodidae.
AUGUUGUUGAUUCCUUUGAUUUUACUCCUAGUAUUUGCCGACAAAAUAGCCGCGAGUGAAAAAGGAACUAAAGUGCUGUCCACUGAUAUUGAGGUUGAAGAUGAAUUCGCCACAGUGCGCAACAAUCCUGAUCCUAAGGACAAGCUGUGGCCUUUCACAAAAACUGAUAGGGAUCGCGUAAAUCUAUUGGGACAGCCGUAUGAUUUCGACUCUAUAAUGAAUUACGACAUGGUUGCCUUCUCCAAGGAUCAAAGUCAAUUUGAUACUAUCAGAGCUAAAAAUGGACAAAAGAUGAGCAGUUGCCAUUUUAAAAACGAAAUUAGCGUUGGCGAUGUCAAGAAGCUUCAGGAGCUUUAUAGAUGUAAAGGUGUGCAACAAAAACCUUGCUUUCCAGUUGAUAUUGUCUGUCAUUUCAACCAAAAUAAAUGUGGAUUCAAAGAAGUCGCUCAUUGGAUAUGGGUUUUUCGAACAGAUCCAGAACUCGAAACUGUUGGGUAUCUGGAAUGCAAGCUGGAUGUUACGGUUUCCCUUGAAGACUAUAUAAGGAGCAUCAAUUUUCAUGGGUUGAGCCCUCGCGAUUCUAAGCGCGGACCGAACGGAUGCAUAAAGUUCAUGUACCAAUUUGUAGGAUAUCGUCACGGACAUUUGUCUCUGGAGGUACUACGAAUAGGGUUGGAAUCCACUUUUGAUUUUGUGGAUGCUCCACCGAAAGAUGCCAUCAGCAUUUGGUCGACAACCGUAAAAGCUCGAUCAACAAAAUGGGUUCGUGUCUCUUUCCCUGUCAACGUAUCAACGCCGUUCGCGCUUCAUUUCAAAUUCAAACUCUUGGACGGAACAGAAAGAGGCUCGGUAAAAGUGGAUGAUUUCGAGGUGAGGUACACCGCCUGUGACCACCCAUCGCACGCUACACCACCGGAUAAAUCAAAAAUUGAUUUGCUUAAAUCUUUGCCGAACAAAGCAAUCAAGUCAAUGCGACCACCCUCCCUAAAGCUCUCCUCUUCAAAACGUCGUCGUGCUGCGAGCGCCUCUUCAGAUGGGUCAAAAGUCGGCUGGCUUAGAUCUUGGUCUACCAAAUUAUCCAGACUCAGAACAUUUUCAUCCUUUGGAUCCUUUAGAUCUUCUUUUGAAUCUCCCUCAUCAAACAGUUUCAGUAUAUCAACACCGGAUUCUUCGAAGUUCUCAACCGAAAGUUGAAAAAAUUCAGAUUCAAAAUCUCUCACUCCUUUCAAUAUAUCAGACAAUUUAUUCACCAACUAUGGAAGGACAAAACAAAUUGUACAGGAAUUUUAAAGAGCCUCAUGCAAAAAAGGCAGGGCCUCGCUCUAACUGCUUGCAUUUUUAGUACAAAGAUAUUCUUACAACAAAGCCCUAUAUUCUUGGAAGUUUCAAGUCCCAAAAAAUGACAUCCGCGGAAUAACUUUUGCAUCAAUUACGUUGUAGCACGAGUGAUUGACCUGCAAUCUGUGCUAAAAGUCGUUAAACAAUGUGAACUUUCAUUUUAUGUAUAAUAGUCAAUUUUUU